AUGUUCUCCUCUCUCCUACAGAAAGCCACAGCCUUCAUAACAGAUGUCCCUCCUGCGUCACCAACCUCCCCAACUUCUUCCAGGCCGACAAAAACCACUCUCUUUCGCAACCACUUUCGUCUUCCCGAUUCGCAAGCACCACUACAAGAGAUAACUUGUGAGCUUACACUUCCGUCUGGUGACCACUAUGCUGGCAAACUCUACCUCUCCGAGAGCUUUCUCUGCCUUUCCCCGAACCCUCCGAGCUCUUCUUCGACGGCCUCCGCGACCGCCGGCAUUGGCUUCACCCUUCCACUAUGUGCUAUCCGUCGGGUUGAGCGGUUGCAUUCAAGGAGCUACAUGUUUGCUCUGGCUAUUACCACCUGGCAUGGGGUGGCCACCUCCGCCCCACCACCCGGGGGGAAGGAGGAACGGGUGACGUUGCAAUUUGUGGGCAUGAGGAGCUCAUGCGAAGCAUUUUGUGACAGGCUCAAACGUGGUUUGAGGUCCCAGAUGGGUGAGGUCAAGAGCCUGAGGAUUCUUGUUGAUAGCUGCUACAGUGAAUACCUGCUGGGCAACAGUGGCGGCUAUGAUGGCGUGAAAAGGAGCACAGACGGUGUCGGUGCCGACGAUGGUAGGAAGAAGGAUAAGGAUCCGCCCGAUGCUGGCUUGGGAAUGAUUUUCAAAUAUCCCGGUGAUACAAGAAAGUUGAGAGAUAGGAGCAAGAUGAGACUCUGGGCAGAGUAUUUAAGAGGUAUACCACUUCGAAAUCUGCAGGCACUUAGCACGGUAUUUUCAAGCUAACUUUGCUUUAGAGAACGGUCGGAACGUAACGCUCGUUAGACAGCCUACAUUUCAUAAGCUUAUUAGAGUGGGCCUGCCGAAUGUAAGUUUUGUUCACCGGCAUUGCACCGUGUGACUAGGCACUAACGCUCGCACAGCGGUUACGGGGCGAAAUAUGGGAAUUAUCUUCUGGCUCCAUGUACCUGCGGCUUUUUAAUCCAACCAUGUACCGGGAUAUCCUCCACGAAUAUGAUGGCCGGCAUUCGCACUCGAUAGAAGAAAUUGAGAAGGAUCUUAAUCGUUCCUUGCCAGAGUACCGCGGAUUCCAGGACGAUGAAGGUAUUUCUAGGCUGAGGCGCGUGCUUGGAGCCUACUCAUGGCGGAACGAGGAAGUCGGGUACUGUCAGGCAAUGAAUAUUGUUACAGCUGCACUGUUGAUGUAUAUCUGCCCUGUCACGUCACUAACUAUUAUAGCGCUGAGUUUCUAACAUUGGGAAUAGAUACAUGUCUGAGGAACAGGCAUUUUUUCUCCUCUCGGCCCUCUGCGACCGCUUAGUCCCAGGAUACUACUCAAAGACAAUGUACGGAACUCUCCUAGAUCAAAGGGUCUUUGAAUCAUUGGUAGAGAAAACUAUGCCAAUCCUUUGGGAGCAUCUUGUCAAAUCCGAUGUUCAGCUUUCAGUCGUAUCAUUGCCUUGGUUUCUUUCCCUUUACAUCAAUUCCAUGCCCCUGGUAUUUGCUUUCCGUGUUCUGGAUGUAUUCUUCCUGGAGGGUCCGAAGGUCUUAUUUCAGGUCGGUUUAGCAAUACUACGAAUCAAUGGGGAAGAACUUCUCGAUGCCACCGAUGAUGGUGCUUUUAUCUCUGUCCUUAAGAGUUAUUUCUCACGCCUAGAUGAAUCAGCGCACCCCAGAUCUGAGAACGAUAAAUUGCGGGCUGUCACCAGGUUCCAGGAAUUAAUGGUAGUGGCGUUCAAGGAGUUCGCAGGAAUUACACAGAACACAGUAAUUGAGCAAAGAAACAAGCAUAAAGAUGCGGUUUUAUCCUCGAUAGAGAGCUUCGCAAAAAGAACUCAGCUAAGAAAUCUUGGUCCCGAUAGUAAGCGUCUGACUCCCGAGGAAUUAGGCUGCACUUACGACCGGUAUUUCGGGGUAUUGUACGAGCGCCAAGGAAGGCUACAAAUGAUCGCGGAUGAGAUGGAGAAAUUGGCCACAAAAAAGAGAGCUGCUGCGGGAAGUGGUGUAGGUGGGAACGGAGGCGAAAGAGGAAGAGUAGGGUUGGGACCAACCACUGGGGUAACGGGAAUGGAUUAUGACUGUUUCCGAGAGUUCCUAACCGGGAUUGCCAAAUGGGCGGUUGCUGACUCGGUCUUGAGCGCUCCGGCUGAACCCGCACAACCAGAGCAGCCCGGCUUUUUUGGUUCAUAUGGAGGUACUGCUGCUGCCUCACAGUGGAAAAAUCUGCUCAACCCUUGGGGCGCAGGGAAUCCUGAACCUGCCGAUCACGAGUUCAUGAAACGGAUGUUCCGGCGCUGGGAUACUGACAUGAAGAAUCAACUGAGCCUCGGAAAUGUGGUCAGCGGCCUGGCGAGCGUUGUUGGUGGAAAGAGGGAUAUUAUGGGCAAUAUUAAUUACUGGUUUGAACUCUAUGAUGACGACGGAGACGGGAAAGUCGACAGAGAAGGUAUCUUAAGGAUUACUGAGGCUCUUCUAUUUGUCACAAGACGCGGUGAUAUAGGCAGGAGUGAGAGUGAAAGUGACGAAGCAGAGUGGGGGGAUGAGAGGAUUUUGAGCGCAGUCAGUGGAUUCACUAGAAUGUGCUUUGAGUACGCGGACCCGGAUCGACCAGAGGAAGAGGGGGAUGUAAAAGAAGCGGGUAAAGACGAGGACGAAGACGACCUCCUAGAGCUAAUCGCUUCCUCCUCGGACGAAGAUCCACUGAACACUCCCGAAACCGUUAGUCCCGGCGAAAGAAGUCCCACAACACCCGUUCCCAAAGACAACGCGAAAGCCAACUUAGCCCUAGAUCCUUCAAAUCCACUUCAUAUUACCCUCCCUACUUUCCGGAUGGUCAUACUUGCCGACGAAGUUCUCGAACGUUUCUUCGAGCGUGGCUUCGCCGAGAGCUUCAGGCUAAUACCUGGAAGCGAGCCGCAGGCUACCUUAGCGAAUCCGCGACUCAUGGCCCGAAUGCCCACCACACCACUCACCCCCGGAAAUGCCAAGGGGCUUAGAGGUGUACUCGAUGGAAUUGUGGAUGAGGGAAUGAGAGUUGCGGCGGAAGUAAGGAGAAGAAUGGAAGAGAUGGAUGACAACAGAGAAGAGGAAGGAGAGGAGGGUGAGGCGGCAGACGCAAAGAGCAUCAGAGAGGGCGAUCGAGACCUUCUCAAGGGGGCAGAAGCAGACAUUCAAGAAGGCCAAGGGCAGGCAGAUGAAUUACAUGUUGAGAAGGGAGGGGGAAACAAGGGAGAAGGGAGAAGUAGAAGCGUCAGCUAUGGCGAUCAAGCUAGUAGCGGAGUGGUAGAAUUUGAAAGUUAAAGAUCUGUGAGGUUUCGACCGCAAAAUAGUGGAGGGAGUUGGGUGUGCAUUUGACAUUAUCUUCUUUGCUGUCUCUUUACCAUCCUCAUAGUUGUUUACUUUGUCCACCACUUUUGUACGAGUUUCUAGGAAGAAAAUUUUAAACAAAGGUGCAGCAAAUACGAUCUGAUCAGCAGACAUCGUUCCCUUUCCCCCUCCCUCUGCCCUUCUCUCUUCCCGGUAAUAC
Messenger RNA from Tuber aestivum (summer truffle), 3523 nucleotides. The record is from the annotation of a GenBank genome assembly. NCBI's taxonomy places the organism in Eukaryota, Fungi, Ascomycota, Pezizomycetes, Pezizales, Tuberaceae.